Messenger RNA from Acanthosepion pharaonis, 615 nucleotides. The record is from the annotation of a GenBank genome assembly. Lineage: Eukaryota; Metazoa; Mollusca; Cephalopoda; Sepiida; Sepiidae.
AUGACUUUGUUAUUUUCCUCAUCACCACUCUUCUGCUUCAACAUUUUGUUUAGUCCUUUGUUUAUUUUUAUAGUCUUCUUUUCCAGUCUUUUCUUUCUCUUGCUUUCCUUCUUUCAUUGUAAUCUUUCUUUUUCAUUUUCUUUUCUAUUUCACUCUAAUCUUUUUGUAUUCUUCUUUUCCUUCUUUCACUCUAAUCUUUUUCAUUCCUUUCUUUUCUCUUUCACACUAAUCAUUCCUUUCUUUCUUUCAUUCUUUCAGUCUAAAUUUUUUGUAUUAUUUCUUUUCUCUUUCACAGAAAUCUUUCUUUUUCAUUUCUUUCUCUUUUCCUUCUUUCACUUUAAUCAUUUUUCAUUUCUUUUCAUGCUAAUCUUUUUUAUUUUAUACCAUAAUCUUAUUUGUUCAUUCUUUUCCUUUCCUUUUUUUUCACUGUUUACUUCCUUUGUUUUGUUUCUUUCUUUUCGGUCACUAUUUUUCUCUUUUUACCGUUUCUUUUCUUUCUUUUUUAUACUUCCCUCAAUCUUCUCUUCCCUUAUUUUCAUCAUAUCUUUUCCUUUGUAUUAUUUUUUACUUUUCCUUCUCUUCCUUUUAGUUACUUUCUCUUUCUCCCUUUCCUGA